Molecule: messenger RNA, 2512 nt
Organism: Dendrobium catenatum
Lineage: Eukaryota; Viridiplantae; Streptophyta; Magnoliopsida; Asparagales; Orchidaceae
Product: putative serine/threonine-protein kinase
Exons: 9
Coding region: 1137-2273 (378 amino acids)
Biological process (GO): protein phosphorylation
Molecular function (GO): ATP binding; protein kinase activity
Source: RefSeq, a predicted model, not a curated record
CUCCAGUUUUAACAUAGAAGUUUUAAUCAUAGAAGAAUACCAACCAGCUCAUUUUUUAAUCCAAAACUAACAGUCCUGAUAAGAAGAUAAUUGAAGUAGGUGGAGAGUGGAGAAGAGGCAGCUCAAACAUAGAGGAACAACGUCAACAUAGCUGUCUUAUUGUGCUAACAACCCCACAGCUUUCCAUAGCAAACAUUCUACUCAUUUCCGCCAUUGCCCUUUGUAAAUUUCUUGUUUCUUCUUUCCUUCGUUUCAUCCUUCCUUUGCUCUCUUAAACCCUACUUUGAUUUCUUGAUGGCUAUUCUUUAAAGAUGCCAAGGACUAAUAAGGGAUGAAAAAGAUGAAAAAGAUGAAAAAGAAAUGUGCAGAAUGACAUAAAAUCGCCAACUUGCAGUACCGGACAACUCUUUAAGAAUGCUUUACAGCCCACAAAUCAGAUACCUCCCUCACUCCCUCUCUCUCUCUCUCUCUCUCUCAAAAACUGUUCUUUUUUGCGUUCGCCAGUUCAUACCUGCCACUGUAUUUUGUUUUUUUUUUCCUUCCUAAUGGGUUGUAAUGCAACAUUCUGCUGAAAGGAGGGGGCUUUUGCUUUGCUGGUUUGUAUUAAAGCGGGGAGGAUGAUGAGAAUAGGGAAUGAAGAAGAAAAGUUACAGAAGAAGGUGAAAAAAGAAAAAAAAUUGAAUCUUUUUCUUAAGUAUCCUAUAGUGUCGGCGCUGUGUCGCUUUCAGCCGGCAUUUUAAGCUUUUGGAAGGAUGAUCCAUUUGUGUGGGUUGCCGGUAAAUUAUUGGUUGAUAUAAAUACAGGGCUACCCUUGCGGCGCUGGAAGAUUGGGAAGCUUGGCUUGGAUUUUUCCGUUUCGAUUGGAUUUCUGAUUUAUUCCUCUUUACCUGGUCAAUUCAUUGUUUCUCUGUAUAAUUGGUGAGGAGAAACCCUCAUACAGAUCUGAGAAAGUCAAGAUGCGUAGUAGAACAGCUGUUUUUGUGUCUUGUCUGUCUGGGAGUUGUAAUUUUCUCUGACGAUUAGUCAAGGCUGUCUCAAGCCAGGAUAGUUUUAUCAUAAGUUUCUGCAGGAAAAAUGUAUAGAAUCUCAUAAUUUGGAAGGACUGUUCUGUAGUAUUAAGGUGGAUCUGAGACCAGAUGUCAAUGACUCUUGCAGCAGCUCUUGGAAGUGCUGCAGGAGCCUUGGCAUUGGUCGGGAUAUUGAUUUUUGUUGUAAGGUACUGCAUUUUGCGUCGAAGUACUUCAAGAACAUCAGAAAGUAACUCAUCCGAACCAUCUAUGCAAGCUGGACAAAGUGUUGAAUUAGUUCAAGAAAGUACUUCAUACCUACCCGGAGUGCAAGGAUCAUCACGACGUUUUGGGCUAGAAGAACUCAAUCUUGCGACAAAGAACUUUAAUGAUAUUAAUCUAAUUGGACAUGGACUAUUUGGAGAAGUAUACAAAGGUCUGCUUCAAGAUGGAAUGAUUGUUGCUAUUAAAAGAAGACCAGCUGCUCCCAGCCAGGAUUUUAUUGAAGAGGUACGGUACUUGUCAUCAAUUCGGCAUAAGAAUUUGGUGAGUCUACUGGGUUACUGCCAGGAAAGUGAUUUGCAAAUGCUAAUCUAUGAGUACAUACCAAAUGGGAGUGUUUCUGCACACUUAUAUGGAGCAAGUCAGGCCUCAACUAAAAGGCUAGAAGAGUUCAAGAACAGGCUUUCCAUUGCUCAUGGUGUAGCCACAGGCUUGGAUCAUUUGCAUGCUCUUAAUCCCCCUCUGGUGCAUAUGAACUUUAAAACAGGAAAUGUUUUAGUUGACGAGGAUUUCAUUCCAAAAGUAGCAGAUGCUGGGCUUCGAAUCUUGCUAUAUCGAGUAGAUGGCGUUGGAUCGUCUCAAAUUACACUAGAUGAUCCUUUCCUUGAUCCUGAGGUGAGGGAGUUUGGAAGAUUUUCAGUAAAGAGUGAUGUAUAUAGCUUUGGAGUGUUUCUUAUGGAGUUAGUUAGUGGAAAGGAAGCCAGAUCCGAGCAAAGCAUCAGAAAAUGGGUUCAGAAGUGUCAGGAUGUGAGUGACAUUACCAGCCUUGUGGACCAAAGAAUGAGCAGCAGCUUCACUUCUGAAGGCAUAAGAGAAUUUGUGCAGCUAAUAGUUUGGUGCUUGAACCCGAUCGGCGAGAGACGGCCUCUAUCGAGUUAUUUGGUAUCUGAACUUGAUCGAAUUCGUGAGAAAGAAAUGAACCUGACAACCAUCAGAGGUGAAGGAACAACUACUGUGCUCCUUGGCAGCCAGUUGUUCCAGUAGUAAUUAUGGAUCUCCUGGACUCCAUGCGAGUUUUAUCAGCAUGGCCUUGAAGCUUGUAAAGGAAAUUACUAGUAAAAGAAUACAUGUACAGAUCGAAAUCUAUCUGUAAUAUUCUUUUAUGUUUUUAUCCCCAUUGUGUAUGUGAAAUCAUAAAUGUAUAAAAAAUUUGUUCUCUGUAUUUCAUUGAAUGGUAUUGUUGGCGUGUUGAGUGAACUUAAAAGUGUACAAAUUUCUAUCUA